Aaosphaeria arxii CBS 175.79 is the source of this 2228-nucleotide messenger RNA. Its product is annotated as lysyl-tRNA synthetase. The transcript is spliced from 13 exons. Bases 170 to 2035 code for a protein of 621 amino acids. Gene Ontology annotation, biological process: lysyl-tRNA aminoacylation. The record is from RefSeq and is a predicted model, not a curated record. Gene Ontology annotation, cellular component: cytoplasm; cytosol. Lineage: Eukaryota; Fungi; Ascomycota; Dothideomycetes; Pleosporales. Gene Ontology annotation, molecular function: lysine-tRNA ligase activity; ATP binding; tRNA binding.
AUUCCUCCGCAUAUUACGAUGAAUUGUGACUCUACUACUUGUUACGGAGCGGAAGAACUAAAUCGCCGAAUUGAGUCACCCCCCAUUGCCCCCGCCGAAAUUUAGGAACCACUUUCGCCUGCCCCUCAUUGACGAGUCAAACGUGAACAAUCAAAACCCAAUUGUCAACAUGGCCGAUUCCGAACAACAGCCCGCCGCGGCUCCCGAGAAGCUCUACGAUGACCCCGUUACUGGAGAGCGUAUCUCCAAGAGCGAGUUGAAGAGGCGCGAGAAGAAGAGGGAGGCCGAGCGCAAGAAGGCAGAGAAGGCAGAGAAGUCUGGUGCUGCCGUUCCCAGCCGACCCAAGGAGAAGUCCGCAGAAGAGUCUGAGAAGGACUUGAACCCCAAUCAAUACUUCGAGAUCAGGUCGAGGGCCAUCAAUAAGCUCCGAACUUCUAAGGAGCCCAACCCAUACCCGCACAAGUUCCAUGUGAACACAAGAUUGGGAAGCUUUGUCGAGGAGUACGCUCACCUCAAGAAGGGCGAAACUCUUCCCGAGAAGGAGAUCCGCGUGGGUGUCCGGAUCAUCACCAAGCGCGCGUCUGGAAAUGCGCUCCGUUUCUACGACUGCAAGGCCGAGGGCAUUACGCUCCAAAUCAUGUGCCAAUCGCAAGAGGCCAAGGGUGACGUCCCUUUCGCUAGCCAGCAUGACCACCUUCGACGAGGAGACUGGAUUGGUGUUGUUGGAUACCCCGGAAGGACAAACCCCAAGAAGGGCGGAGAGGGAGAGCUCAGUAUCUUUGCCCAGGAGGUGAUCUUGCUCACACCCUGCCUGCACCAGUUGCCAACCGAGUACUUCGGUUUCAAGGACCAGGAGCAGCGUCACAGGCAGAGGUUCCUCGAUCUUAUCAUGAAUGACCCUGUCCGAAGCACUUUCUUCACCCGUACGAGGAUCGUCAAGUAUAUUCGCAAGUACUUGGAUGAGCGCGACUUCUUGGAGGUGCAAACACCGAUGAUGAACAAGAUUGCUGGUGGUGCCACAGCCAAGCCCUUCAAGACUCAUCACAACGAACUUGACAUGGAGCUUUAUCUCCGAAUUGCUCCUGAGCUCUUCCUCAAGGAACUUGUUGUUGGUGGUAUCGAACGUGUUUACGAGAUUGGUCGUCAGUUCCGUAACGAGGGUAUUGAUCUAACACAUAACCCCGAGUUCACAACUUGCGAAUUCUAUAUGGCAUUUGCUGAUGUGUACGACUUGAUGGACAUGACAGAGGAGAUGGUCUCAGGCCUCGUAUAUGAGAUCUUUGGCACAUACAAGACCAAGUACCACACGCAAAACGGAACAGAGUAUGAAGUGAACUGGGAAAGACCCUGGGCCAGAAAGGAUAUGAUGCCAGAGCUGGAGAAGGCCACUGGCGAGAAGUUCCCUCCUCAUGACCAGCUUCACACUCAGGAGACAAACGAGUUCCUCAAGCGUGUCUUGAAGAAGAUGAAUGUGGAUUGCCCACCACCGCUCACCAACGCUAGAAUGAUUGACACCUUGGUUGGUGAAUAUAUCGAGGAGACUUCCAUUAACCCAACAUUCAUCUUUGGUCACCCCGAAAUGAUGUCACCGCUUGCCAAGUACUCUCGCGACAGGCCAGGCCUCUGCGAGCGUUUCGAGGCUUUCGUCUGCAAGAAGGAGAUUUGCAAUGCAUACACCGAGUUGAACGAUCCAUUCGACCAGCGCAUGCGUUUCGAAGAGCAAGCCAGACAGAAGGACCAGGGUGACGAGGAAGUCCAGCUCAUUGACGAGACUUUCUGCCAGUCAUUGGAGUACGGUCUUCCCCCGACAGGAGGAUGGGGUCUCGGAAUUGACCGAUUGGUCAUGUUCUUGACCGACCACUACAGUAUCAAGGAAGUUCUCACCUUCCCCUUCAUGAAGGACGUAGUUGAGGACAAGAAGAAGACCGCCGCUGAAGUCGUCGACAUUCAGCCUGUCCCCGUUGAGGGCAUUCGUAGGUCAUGUUUCUACUCUAGACUAUCGGAACAUACUGACAGACGCAUAGCCCACAAAUAAAUACCAAUUCGGUCUUACAUAGGCGUCCUGGAAAAACAUUAGGGCGGUAUUGGAAAACAUUGACCACAAAGAUUGGAUCAUGGAAGGGGAAGUACAGUAACGGAUUAGAAUAAAAAAUUCCAAGAUACAUCGUCUUUGCUAUAUCCCGUUCAAUUCAGAGAAAGCAAUGCAAUAAGACUCUUCAUCGUACAAA